This is a messenger RNA of Candidozyma duobushaemuli, 741 nucleotides long. RefSeq names its product N-terminal protein methyltransferase. The record is from RefSeq and is a predicted model, not a curated record. Gene Ontology annotation, molecular function: N-terminal protein N-methyltransferase activity. The transcript has a single exon. Gene Ontology annotation, cellular component: cytoplasm. Gene Ontology annotation, biological process: N-terminal protein amino acid methylation. Bases 1 to 741 code for a protein of 246 amino acids. Lineage: Eukaryota; Fungi; Ascomycota; Pichiomycetes; Serinales; Metschnikowiaceae.
AUGCCCGCCAAACCGCCCCUUGAAUUAAACCAUGAAUUGAUCCAGAAUGAGGAUCCCAACUCCAUGAUCAACUACACUGACGCCAUCGAUUACUGGCUGUCUGUGCCAGCAUCGGUAAACGGUGUCUUGGGUGGUUUUGGUGAGCAGACCCUGGUUCCAAAAGCUGACAUUGUUGGGUCUGCCACAUUCCUUCGAAAACUCCAGACAAGAAUGGAGUGUCCUCCAGGCCAAGAGAAGCUUACCAUCGACAUGGGUGCCGGAAUUGGCAGAAUCACAAGAGAUUUCCUCUGGAAGGUUAGUGAUAGAUGUGACUUGUUAGAGCCUGUAAAGCCUUUCGUGGCCCAAAUGGAGAAGGAACUUGCUAUUGUAGCACAAAAGGGUAAACUUGGAGAUAUAUAUGAUAUUGGCAUGCAAGAGUGGGAGGCAUCGCCAGAGAAAAAGGGUCGCUACUGGCUCGUGUGGUGCCAGUGGUGCGUUGGACAGUUGCCUGACGAGGAACUCGUGAAGUUCUGGGUGAGAUGUAAGGAGGCAUUGAUGGAGAACGGUACCCUUAUUGUUAAGGAGAAUAUCGCUCCUCAGGACGAUAUUUUUGAUGCUACGGAUUCAAGUGUCACGAGAACGGACGCUAAGUUUAGACAGUUGUUUGAAAUGGCUGGGCUCAAGCUCAUCGCUAGUGAUAUCCAAAAGGGCCUACCGAGGGAAUUGUACCCUGUUCGCAUGUACUGCCUCAAGGCAUUGUAA